GCGAAGCAGACGGUUCACACAGCAGCCAAAGCUGAUAAAUUCGCUCAGGGAAUAAAUAUCUGUAAACCGCGCGGCUGUGGGAGUAACACUUGAUCUUGGACGCAUGUGAGCGUACACAUACCUUGCUGGGACGAUACACCAUGGUUCUGACUCAAGUGCGGCUAUCUCUGCCUCUGCUCCUCUGACCACAGAGAGGGAAAAAAAAAGUAUCUGGAUCUCAUCGGAGAAAGGCUGUUGUUUCUUCUUCUUUUUUUUCUCACUGACUCUCAACGAAACAUUGCUGGAAAUAUUCUCCGCAUGGUGACCACGGAGCGGACUACCUGUUUUCAGCUGAUUCGCUCAAUGCGAGGGGAAGGGACUGGAAGACUUGCGCCCGUUGCCUUUUCUCUGGUCUAGUAAAGCACGUUGGAGAUCACUGGAAGAGGAGAAGGGCUGCUGUAUUCACACAUUUUUAUACCAAGGCUGUUAUUUCCUCCGAACUCUCACCUUUUACGUGUUUUGGUGAAUGGGGGUAACUCUGGUCCUGGAAGCUUGACACAGCUGGGACUGGGACUGGGACUGGGACGGGACUGGGUGCGUGGAGCGCCGGAUCACCCAGGAUUGUAUUCCCUCCUCACUCACUCACUCGCUCGCUCGCUCUCUCUCUCUCGUGGGUCUAUUUACAUGUCCAACCUGACCGCUUUAUGACAAUGGAUUACUUUCUGCUUUUAUGCAGCCUCUUGCUGCCCGUGGUGUCCGCCGUGGAAGAGACGCUGAUGGACACAAAGUGGGCUACGACAGAAUUAGCCUGGACUGCACACCCUGAGACUGGGUGGGAAGAAGUGAGUGGCUACGAUGAUGCCAUGAACCCCAUCCGGACGUACCAAGUCUGCAAUGUACGUGAGCUCAACCAGAAUAACUGGCUACGCAGUGACUUCAUCCCACGAAAGGAUGUGCUGCGUGUAUAUGUGGAGAUGAAAUUCACAGUGCGCGAUUGCAACAGCAUUCCCAACAUCCCAGGUUCCUGCAAAGAGACCUUCAACCUCUUCUACUAUGAAUCUGACUCAGACUCAGCCACAGCCACCAGCCCUUUCUGGAUGGAGAACCCUUAUGUGAAGGUGGACACUAUUGCCCCAGAUGAGAGCUUCUCCAUGCUCGAGUCUGGACGGGUAAACACAAAAGUCCGAAGUUUUGGUCCACUGUCCAAAGCCGGGUUCUACUUGGCCUUCCAGGACCUUGGUGCUUGCAUGUCACUCAUCUCAGUGAGGGUGUUUUAUAAGAAGUGCUCCACCACGAUCGCCAACUUUGCCGUUUUCCCAGAGACAGCAACUGGGGCUGAGGCAACGUCUUUGGUCAUUGCACCGGGAACUUGUGUCCCCAACGCCCUGGAGGUGUCUGUGCCACUCAAGCUUUAUUGCAACGGAGAUGGGGAGUGGAUGGUUCCCGUAGGAGCCUGCACCUGCUCGGCUGGUUUUGAACCAGCAAUGAAGGAAACCCAAUGUCAAGCUUGCAGUCCUGGCACCUUCAAGUCCAAACAGGGAGACAGCUUCUGCUCACCCUGUCCUGCCAACAGCCGUGCCAGCUCAGGAGCAGCCAGCGUUUGCUCCUGUCGAAACGGUUACUACCGCGCAGACACUGACUCUCCUGACUCCCCCUGUAGCACUGUUCCCUCUGCACCACGCAGUGUCAUCUCCAGUGUGAAUGAAACCUCACUUGUACUGGAAUGGAGUGAGCCACGUGACUUGGGUGGCCGGGAUGACAUCUUCUACAAUGUCAUCUGUAAGAAGUGCUUGCCUGAGCGGGGAAUGUGCUCGAGGUGUGACGACAACGUAGAUAUCUCGCCGCGUCACCUGGGCCUGACCCAGCGCCGCGUGGCUGUCCGUAACCUGCAAGCCCACACGCAGUACAGCUUCGAGAUCCAGGCGGUCAACGGUGUUUCCAACAAGAGCCCUUAUACACCCCAGUUCUCCUCAGUGAACAUCACCACAAAUCAGGCCGCUCCGUCUGCAGUGCCCACAGUUCACCUGAUGGCGGCCACAGCAAGCACCAUGAGCCUGUCCUGGCUGCCUCCAGAGAGACCCAACGGAAUCAUUCUGGAUUAUGAGAUUAAGUACCAUGAGAAGGUAAGCAGCAAUGAUCAGGGUGAGGCCAUCGCCCACACUAUGACUGCCCAGCGGAGCAACGCACGCAUCGAAGGUCUCAAAGCUGGUACACCUUAUGUGGUACAAGUCCGUGCCCGAACAGUGGCUGGUUACGGCCGUUACAGCAGCCCAGCGGACUUCAGCACCAACCUGCAAACCGACCCUCCAAAGUCACUGCAGGAGCAGCUUCCACUCAUCGUGGGAUCAACCACCACCAUCUUCGUCUUCAUCAUUGCAGUUGUGGUCAUCGCUAUCGUCUGCCUCAGAAAGCAGAGAAAUGGUUCAGAGUCGGAGUACACAGAGAAGCUGCAGCAGUACAAAUCCCCUAUAGUAACGCCGGGAAUGAAGGUCUACAUUGAUCCCUUCACCUACGAGGACCCCAACGAAGCAGUGCGCGAGUUUGCCAAGGAGAUCGAUGUCUCCUGCGUGAAGAUCGAGGAGGUCAUCGGCGCAGGUAACCCACCAAAGCUCCUGAGCUACAGGGGGAAGACUGCUAGUCACCUCCAGGCCAUACCGUUAGAGGACUUCACACCAAGCGGAGAGUUUGGGGAAGUGUGUCGUGGCCGCCUCAAGCUACCUGGGCGCCGGGAGAUCAUCGUAGCCAUCAAGACUCUCAAGGUGGGCUACACUGACCGCCAGAGGCGAGAUUUCCUUUCUGAGGCUUCCAUCAUGGGCCAGUUCGACCACCCCAACAUUAUCCGUCUGGAAGGCGUAGUCACCAAGAGUCGGCCAGUGAUGAUUGUGACCGAGUUCAUGGAGAAUGGAGCAUUGGACUCUUUCCUAAGGCUCAAUGACGGGCAGUUCACAGUGAUCCAGCUGGUUGGCAUGCUGCGCGGUAUCGCAGCAGGCAUGAAGUACCUAUCGGACAUGAACUACGUGCACAGAGACUUGGCUGCCCGCAACAUCUUGGUCAACAGUAAUCUGGUGUGUAAGGUGUCUGACUUUGGCCUAUCUCGCUUCCUCGAGGAUGACCCUACAGACCCCACCUACACCAGCUCACUGGGAGGAAAGAUCCCCAUUCGCUGGACGGCUCCUGAGGCAAUUGCGUACAGGAAGUUCACCUCAGCCAGUGAUGUGUGGAGCUACGGCAUUGUCAUGUGGGAAGUGAUGUCGUACGGCGAGCGGCCGUACUGGGACAUGAGCAAUCAAGAUGUGAUAAAUGCCGUGGAGCAGGACUAUCGACUGCCUCCACCCAUGGACUGCCCCACAGCACUGCACCAGCUUAUGUUGGACUGCUGGGUUAAAGAGAGAAACCUGCGACCCAAAUUCACCCAGAUUGUGGCCACGCUGGAUAAGCUUAUCCGCAAUGCUGCCAGCCUCAAGGUGGUCACCAACAGCACACAGUCCACUGGGGUAUCCCAGCCCUUGCUUGACCGCUGUGUGCCAGACUAUACCACUUUUACUACUGUGGGGGACUGGCUGGACGCCAUCAAGAUGAGCCGCUACCGUGACAACUUUGUCAACGCCGGAUUUGCUUCCUUUGACCUGGUCGCCCAGAUGACAGCAGAGGACUUGCUGCGGAUAGGGGUGACGUUGGCUGGCCAUCAAAAGAAGAUUCUUGGUAGCAUUCAGGACAUGAGACUACAGAUGAACCAAACACUUCCUGUCCAGGUGUGAGUGACAGGACACACAGACCGAUGCAGUCAAAGGACAGCCAGACAGUAAAAGGGGGAGGAACAGUGCCAGAGAGAGCCAUUGGAAAACCCUAGCUGCCUGACCCAUCUCUGCCAAUUAGACGCGAUGAAACUGGCUUGCGGUGCCUCUGACUAUUUUUUUUUUCUUUAUUUCAUUACCACUUCCAUUUCUUGUUCCUGCUUUUUUGUUUUUUCGUUUUUCCAUCCAAUCAGAAUUUGUGUGUUUUUGAAGGAGGAGAAAGAGUUAACCCGCUUUUAUCCCAUGCGUGUCUCACCAGCUCUGGUGUGGGUUGACGUUUGCAUGCAUGUGUGUUUUAGUGAGGUUGGCCUUAGCCCUGUAACUGAAGCGUCACACUCUGAUCCUCGUGCAAGAGCCCCUCCCUUUGACCACUCAACCAAGCUCUGAUGGACAUAAUAUAUAGUAAAGAAUGAACACCCUGGUACUAAAAAAAAAAAAAAAAACCACAUAAAAAACAAAACAAAAACAGAGGUGUUUUGGACCC
Toxotes jaculatrix (banded archerfish) is the source of this 4257-nucleotide messenger RNA. Its product is annotated as ephrin type-B receptor 3-like. Lineage: Eukaryota; Metazoa; Chordata; Actinopteri; Toxotidae. Gene Ontology annotation, molecular function: transmembrane-ephrin receptor activity; protein binding; ATP binding. The transcript has 16 exons. Bases 684 to 3737 code for a protein of 1017 amino acids. Gene Ontology annotation, cellular component: neuron projection; plasma membrane. The record is from RefSeq and is a predicted model, not a curated record. Gene Ontology annotation, biological process: axon guidance; protein phosphorylation; cell surface receptor protein tyrosine kinase signaling pathway.